Molecule: messenger RNA, 599 nt
Organism: Amphimedon queenslandica
Lineage: Eukaryota; Metazoa; Porifera; Demospongiae; Haplosclerida; Niphatidae
Product: nitrile-specifier protein 5-like
Exons: 2
Coding region: 28-537 (169 amino acids)
Molecular function (GO): protein binding
Source: RefSeq, a predicted model, not a curated record
UUUGGGUGGGGCUGGUAUUUUGCAAGAAUGUCAUCUAAAAACUAUCAACCAGUCAAGAGAAAUAGUCACUCCACAGUAAAAGUAGGAGACUACCUAUAUAUGUGGGGUGGGUACGGGUCUGGAUUACACUAUGAUGUGAUGGAGGUUUAUCACUUACCAACUGGUGCUUGGGACCAGAAACCUACUACUGGCACCCCACCACCAGUUGUUUGGGGCUAUUCAACCGUAGCUAUAGGGAAGGACAUAUAUUAUUUCGGUGGAUAUGGUGGUGGUUAUUGUCAUAACAGCUUGCAUUGUUUCAAUGUGGAUUCAUUCAAGUGGAGGGAACUCUCUCCUUCUAGUUCUGAUUGUGGUCCAAUGAAGAAGAGCUAUUGUGGAAUGGCAUCAGCUCAUUUUGACGAUGAGGACUGUCUUGUAAUAAUUGGAGGAAAAAGGGAAUUCUCUUCUAUCAAUCCUCCAAAGCAACCUGAUGCUCAGUAUUCAGCUGAUGGUAGAUGUAAUGAGAUACAUUAUUACAGGAUUUCUUCAGGUUAUUAAUUCUCAUCAUUGAUGCACAAUAGUGAUCAGUAUUUUGAACUGAAUAAUUUAUAUUAAUGUAC